Messenger RNA from Musa acuminata AAA Group (dessert banana), 2306 nucleotides. RefSeq lists its product as uncharacterized. Gene Ontology annotation, molecular function: protein binding. Bases 45 to 1940 code for a protein of 631 amino acids. The transcript has a single exon. The record is from RefSeq and is a predicted model, not a curated record. Lineage: Eukaryota; Viridiplantae; Streptophyta; Magnoliopsida; Zingiberales; Musaceae. Gene Ontology annotation, biological process: cell surface receptor signaling pathway.
CAUCUUCCGACGACGACAAGCUCGAGUGUCGGGAGCAGGAGGAAAUGGCGGAGGGGACGAAGCAGAUCCUGGCGAAGCCGAUCCAGCUGGCGGAUCAGGUGAGCAAGUCGGCUGGGAGUGCCCAGACCAACAAGCAGGAGUGCUUGGAGCUGAAGGCGCGGGCGGACAAGCUCGCGACCCUCCUCCGCCAGGCCGCCCGGGCCGAGCUCUACGAGCGCCCCGCCCGCCGCAUCAUGGAUGACACCGAGCAGGUCCUCGAUAAGGCCCUGGCCCUUGUCUACCGCUGCCGCAACCGCGUCCUCGUGCACCGCCUCUUCAGCAUCACCCCCGGUGCCGCCUUCUCCAAGAUGUUCAUCCAGAUCGACAACUCUGUGGCCGAUGUCUCCUGGCUCCUCCGCGUCUCCGCGCCCGCUGGAGACGACGAUGGCCUGCUCCACGGCCUGUGCCCCAUCGCCCAGAACGAGCCCAUCCUCACCCUCAUCUGGAGCAACAUCGCCACGCUCCACACCGGUCACUCGGACGCCCGAUCCGAGGCGGCCGCCGCCCUCGUCUCCCUCGCCUGCGACAACCAGCACUUCGCCAAGCUCAUCAUCGAAGAGGACGGCGUCGCGCCCCUCCUCCGCCUGCUCAAGGAGGGCAAGGCGGAGGGGCAGGAGAAUGCCGCCCGCGCACUCGGCCUCCUCGGCCGCGACCGGGAGAGCGUUGACUGCCUCGUCGCCGCUGGAGUCUGCUCCGCCUUCGGCAAGGUCCUCAAGGACGGGCCCAUGAAGGUCCAGGCCGUCGUCGCGUGGGCCGUCGCCGAGCUAGCCGCCAACAAUUCCAAGUGCCAGGACGUCUUCGCUAAGAACAACGUCGUCCGCCUCCUUGUCGGCCACCUCGCCUUCGAGACCAUCCAAGAACAUAGCAAGUACUCCGUGCCGUCCAAGGCCAUGUCCAUCCACUCCGUUGUACUAGCCAACAAGGCCGCCGCGUCCGAUUCCUCCUUCGACGACGCCAAGGACCGGUGUCUGCUCCCGCAUCCGGAAGGUCAGUCCAAAAGCUAUCAAUUCCACUCCGUCGUGCAGUCCACGGUGGCCUCCGCCAAGGUCAGUAGACUCGCCCUGAACUCAAACAGCGUCACCAGCACAACCGCGCCCUGGAAGCCCCAGCAGCAUUCUCUGUCGGGGUCCGGCAACAGGGCGAGGGAAAUGGAGGACCGGAGCACCAAGGCCAAGAUGAAGGCCAUGGCGGCCAAGGCCCUGUGGCAGCUCGCCAGGGGCAACGCCGACAUCUGCAGGAACCUCACCGAGUCCCGAGCCCUCCUCUGCUUCGCGGUGCUCCUGGAGAAAGGCACGGGAGAUGUUCGACACAAUUCCGCCAUGGCACUGAUGGAAAUCACCCGCGUGGCCGAGCACAACGCCGACCUCCGGCGCUCCGCAUUCAAGCCGAACUCGCCAGCGUGCAAGGCGGUCAUCGACCAGCUCUUACACAUCGUCGAGAAGGGGGAGCACGACGACCUGCUGGUACCCAGCGUGACGGCCCUGGGCUGCCUGUCGAGGACGUUCCGGGCGACCGAGUCCCGGGUGAUCGCUCCGCUGGUGCGCCUGCUCGACGAGACGGAAGCGACGGUGAUGAGCGAGGCGGUGGCGGCGCUGACCAAGUUCGCGUGCACCGAGAACUACCUGCACGUCAACCACUCGCAGGCCAUCAUCGAGGCCGGAGGGGCGAGGCACCUGAUCCAGCUGGUGUACCUGGGGGAGCAGGUGCAGGUCGAGGCGUUGGUCCUGCUGUGCUACAUUGCCAUGCACGUGCCCGACAGCCAGGAGCUGGCGGACGCCGAGGUGCUCAACACGCUGUCGUGGGCAUCGAAGCAAGCGCACCUGGUGCAGGACUGGAGGGCGGACGAGCUGUUGCCGGAGGCCAAGGCGAGGUUGGAGCUGUACCAGAUGAGAAAGCUGUAGGUGUAAACCACAUCCCCAGCUUCAUUCAGAUAAUGCUGUGUAUACAUCCAAUUUCUCCUGCUUUUUUUUUUCCCUGAUUUAAAUUUAAGGUUUCAGCAACAAAUUUGCAGUUGUAGUGUCAUUAGAGAAUGCUUGAGAUGAUCUAUGGAUAGAAAACAUUUUUAUUUCCAGGGCUCCCAUCUAUAUGGGAUCUGAAGACAACUUAGAAAUGAUCUCCUUUCCUCGUCUUGUUUCAGUACAUUGUACCUUCAUUUAGAUACAUCUCUCCUAGUUUAUAUCUCCAUUUAUGGUCCAAAGCAAUUGCAACUCUGAUGACAUUUUUGGCUAAUGAGAAUAAAAGGUCUCUGACAAUGAUUGAUCAUUUAA